UCGUGCUGGACAACCCUGUUUAUGGCAAUAUUUGAAAUCUUUUGUGAGGAAAAGAUUCACCUGAGAUGUUUAUUUUAAUGAAUUAAUGGCAAGAAUUCAGGAAUAAUGCUAUGUCGCGUGAAAUACAAUCGAUUGGCGGAGAAAUUGGGGAAUUUCAUUGAAGUGCGAGAAAAGUGAAAUUUUCUGUCAAUUUUUCCAUUGGACAACCCUCCUUAUUAUGGCGUGUCAGUCGGAGUUUUGUAUGUGGGUUUAUUUGAGAAGGUGAUAUUUUGCGAUUAUCCCAAUUUUGUGCUCGUAAAACCCACUUAUUUUCGUGAAAACUCUCGCGGGAGUCCACGUCGGACGUGCAGGCAGUCUCGCUCGCUGGAACAUGAUUGCGUGCAGUGACUGAGAGUGAACGCAGCCAUGAAUCCGGAAUUCGAGGAGCGCAUCCUCAAGCACUACAGCCCCACGUCGAGGCGCCUGAGUGAGAACAGUGGCUCGCCACUGGACAGAUUCAUUCCGUGUCGCGUGAACAACAACUGGCAGACGAACUUCGCCACUGUGACCAAGUCCGGAGAUGCCACGACGCCGAGCAGUGGCAAGAAGCAUCGCGACUAUGGGGACUCGAUGAGGGACAGCGUGGCGUACUCGUGCCUGCUGCGGAAUGAGCUCCUGGGCGGCACAAUUGACGACGUGAAGUGCGUGGAUGAUUCCACGCCCACGAAGCAUCAGGCGCUGAGCGCCAAGAGGACACUGUUCAAGUACCAGGCAGAGGAGGACACCAGCGAGCUGUGCUCCUACUCGCUGUCGCCCAUCAGUGCCAAGAGCCAGAAGCUCCUGCGGUCGCCCAAGAAGGCCAUGCGGAAGAUCUCCCGGAUCCCCUUCAAGGUGCUGGACGCGCCGGAGCUGCAGGAUGACUUCUACCUCAACCUCGUGGACUGGUCCAAUCUGAACGUGCUGGCCGUGGGCCUGGGCAGCUGCGUGUACUUGUGGAGUGCGUGCACGAGCCAAGUCACUCGCCUCUGUGAUCUCCAUGCGGACAGCAACUCCGUGACGUCGGUGUCGUGGAACGAGCGCGGCACGUAUGUGGCCGUGGGCACGCAUCACGGCUACGUGACGGUGUGGGACGUGGCGGCCAACAAGCAGGUGAACAAGCUGAUGGGCCACUCGGCGCGCGUGGGCGCGUUGGCGUGGAAUGGCGACAUCCUGUCCAGCGGCAGUCGCGACAGGCUAAUCAUGCAGCGUGACACGCGCACGGGCUCCGCCGUGCCGGAGCGCCGGCUCACGGGGCACAGGCAGGAGGUGUGCGGCCUGAAGUGGUCGCCGGACAACCAGUAUCUGGCCAGCGGCGGCAACGACAAUCGGCUGUACGUGUGGAAUCAGCACGCGCUGACGCCCGUGCAGUCGUACUCGGAGCACAUGGCGGCCGUGAAGGCCAUCGCGUGGUCGCCACACCAUCACGGGCUGCUGGCGAGUGGCGGCGGCACGGCGGACAGGUGCAUUCGCUUCUGGAAUACGCUCACGGGACAGCCGAUGCAGUGUGUCGACACGGGAUCGCAAGUGUGCAACCUGGCGUGGUCGAAGCACUCCUCAGAGUUGGUCUCCACGCACGGAUACUCGCAGAAUCAGAUCCUGGUGUGGAAGUAUCCGUCGCUGACGCAAGUGGCCAAGCUCACGGGUCACUCGUAUCGCGUGCUGUACUUGGCCCUCAGUCCUGACGGUGAGGCGAUCGUGACGGGCGCUGGCGAUGAGACGCUGCGCUUCUGGAAUGUGUUCAGCAAAGUGCGCAGCCAGAAGGAGAACAAGAGUCUCCUCAAUCUAUUCUCGUCCAUCAGAUAGGAAAAAUUAUCCC
Molecule: messenger RNA, 1834 nt
Organism: Phlebotomus argentipes
Lineage: Eukaryota; Metazoa; Arthropoda; Insecta; Diptera; Psychodidae
Gene: fzr
Product: fizzy-related protein homolog
Exons: 4
Coding region: 406-1821 (471 amino acids)
Biological process (GO): anaphase-promoting complex-dependent catabolic process; positive regulation of anaphase-promoting complex-dependent catabolic process; positive regulation of ubiquitin protein ligase activity
Cellular component (GO): anaphase-promoting complex
Molecular function (GO): protein binding; ubiquitin ligase activator activity; anaphase-promoting complex binding
Source: RefSeq, a predicted model, not a curated record